UAUAUGUAGCGGCAGACAUUGCAUUCAGUUACCUCGUCAACGGUGGCAGGAUAGAGCAAAACGCAGUUAAACAGGAAGAACAAAACCUCGGAACCGGCGGCUAUGGCGGAGGAAUUUCAAGGGGGAGUAUGUGGAGGAAGCUGGUGGGAUUCUUACAGAAGUAAUUUCUUCGGUUCAUCUCCCUGCUCCUUACAAAGAAACGAGGUUGGAACCUUCGGCUGGCACCGGCCUGAUCCGGCCGCCAAAGAUCGGCCGGGUCAUCAUGCCUUGGCCGGUUCACCUUCCGCCGCCGCCGGCGACGGCGGUUCUAUGAUUCUUCAUAACGUUCAGAAUACUUCGACCGGCGGCCCGCCGGUGUCAAUGAUGGAAAUUGGUGUCCUUCAAUCGUCCACCUCUAACUCUAUCCAUGACUGGAAUCAAGAUUUGCUACAUGAUUGUUGUACUACAAGAAGAUCCGAUGAGAGUAGUUAUGGCGACAUCCUGCAAGAACCUGCGGGGAUUGAGGUCGAGGUCGACUACACUCAAAUUUCUUGCAAUCCCAAUUCUUCUGAUCAAUGCUCAGAAACAUACUGUAAUCAACGGCUGUCCGCCGCCGCCGCCGCCGGCGGAUUUCCUCUGAAUCCAACCUCGUACACAUGUGCUUCCUCCUUGUUGCAAACCCUCUUCGAUUCCGAACAAUCUGAUAAUCAGCAAUCUUUGUUAGAAAACCACGCCAUGAAUAACUACUCAAACUUUCAAACCACGCCGGAAUUCUUGCCGGAAGUCCCGCCGGUCGAUGAUCUAACAUUUGGAAAACAACACUUUGCUGAUCAAGUGCCCUUGUGGAACAACACUGCUGCGGCCUUGAUGAGUGACGAUCAUGGAAGCUUUCAAGCUUCGACACAGCCCAAGUAUCUUUCAUCACCAAUUAACAACACCAACAGCAAUGAUUUUCCCAGCUUCAAUACAAAGCGUCAAAAUGAAGCAGGUGGGAGCGUAUCUUCGGCGGCCAAAAAGGGCUGUAAUGAAACUACACCAAAGCGUCCACGAAUCGAAACUCCAUCGCCAUUGCCAACCUUUAAGGUUCGAAAAGAGAAACUUGGGGACCGAAUCACUGCCCUCCAGCAGUUGGUUUCACCUUUCGGAAAGACUGAUACUGCAUCAGUUCUCCACGAAGCUAUCGAAUACAUAAGGUUUCUCCACGAUCAAGUCAGCGCAUUGUGUACACCGUACUUGAAAAACGGAUCUCCACAAAUCACCGACCAUAAACUGAACGAAGAAGAGCAACAAGUGAUUGAAGAUCUUAGAAGUGGAGGGCUAUGUCUUGUCCCCAUAUCAAGCACCUUCCCCGUCGCCGGUGCUGCUACAGAUUUCUGGAAUCCUUCGUUCGGAGGGAGCUUCAAAUUAUAGACAUAUAUAUAAAUAGACUGAUGAUUUCAAUUACUAUAAUUCUAAAGUGAUUUCUUUUGGACAUAAAUGUGCUGUUUAGAUACAAAUUAUUGCAACAAUUACAACCACAUUUUUUGUGUUGUCUAAAGUAUAUAUUCAAGAAAAGCAUGACAGAGAGGAACAUGAGAGAGAGAGAGAGAGAAGGGAAAGAAGUGGCCGUCCAAGAAAGACAGCCCCAUCCUGGGCCAUACCCCAAAAUUCAUACAAUUAUAUAUACAUACAUACAUAUAUAUAUAUAUAUAGGACAAACACAACAAUCACACGAACCAUCAAUUUUAUUAUAAGUGCUGAAUUUAGCAGCUUCCAUAUGAUAUGGAUAUGUGUAUUAAUUAGUUCCAGUUUCUCUCGAUUAAUUAAUUGAAGAAAAAGUUGAAUUCCA
Messenger RNA from Andrographis paniculata, 1807 nucleotides. Its product is annotated as transcription factor bHLH112-like. Gene Ontology annotation, cellular component: nucleus. NCBI's taxonomy places the organism in Eukaryota, Viridiplantae, Streptophyta, Magnoliopsida, Lamiales, Acanthaceae. The transcript is spliced from 6 exons. Gene Ontology annotation, molecular function: DNA-binding transcription factor activity, RNA polymerase II-specific; RNA polymerase II cis-regulatory region sequence-specific DNA binding; protein dimerization activity. Gene Ontology annotation, biological process: regulation of transcription by RNA polymerase II. The coding region runs from base 103 to 1389 and encodes 428 amino acids. The record is from RefSeq and is a predicted model, not a curated record.